Neocloeon triangulifer is the source of this 505-nucleotide messenger RNA. RefSeq lists its product as uncharacterized. Lineage: Eukaryota; Metazoa; Arthropoda; Insecta; Ephemeroptera; Baetidae. The transcript is spliced from 2 exons. The record is from RefSeq and is a predicted model, not a curated record. The coding region runs from base 65 to 463 and encodes 132 amino acids.
UAGCACAGCAGAUUGUUUUGGAUUUUUCUCGUAUGUGGAAAUAUGGAGUGAAAUUGACACCCAAAUGAAAAGUUUCAAUGCCUUGAGAGGAUUUUUUGUGCUUUUGAUAAGCAUCAUCUUCUACAUUGAUGAGUCAAGAGGCAGGGGGCUGUGGGUUCCCCGCAUGGGAAUGAUGCGCGUGCUGCGGCGCCCAAACAACCCCUUCCACUUGACCAUAGAGCCGCCUAUUUUGCUCACUAGAAAAAGGCUGCUCGACUCGAAGUCAUCUGAAGAGUCGUCCGAAAACACGGACGACGACGACUCGCCGGACACGCUUGAGUACAGCGACUACUGGGAGGAUCUAAAAGGUGAUUUCAAAGAUGGGAAUGACGAUCAUUACGAUUCGAACAACGCGCUGGAAGAUUUCAGCUCGGGCGAAGAUCCGGUCAUCACUUUACCUGAUCGUCAAGAGUUUUUUUCUUGAAUCUUUCAAUUUUUUAAUAAAUAAAAAUGAAUUAGAAAUAUU